AUGGGGAGGACAGGAAUGAGACCACGGCCUGGCCCCCCGCGAGCAGAAACGCAGAGGCACGGACUAUCAAGGCCUUGGAUGCUGGCUAUCGUCACAGGGUUUGUCGCCAUCGCUUAUGCGUACCAGGGAUUUUUUCUGCCGGGAGAUGAUGAUGCAGCUGAUGGAGCGAUUUCUGAAGAUUUUGACUUUGACGGUGUCGCACCAGCGGACCCGAACAUCUCUUUUGCGAAAUCAAACGAACACCUGCGGGCGCUCAUCGACGACAGACCCUACGGCCACGUCCUCAACGUCAUCCUGGGAGAAAAAUGCGGCCACUACUUCAGAAAGUUUUUGAAACCCAUCUGCUACAACUGGCGUGCUGCCCUCACAUCUUUCGGCGUCUCCGGACCCCGGUGUUGCGAGGCUGUGCGCUCGUUCAUAGACGAGGGCAAGUGCCUUUGCAUCCCAAGGGUCGUGAGCGACGUCAGGAGCAGUGGACUGUCGUGGGCGCUUCAAAUCGCAAGGAUAUGCGAGGUCCAGAUUCCUCUGUUCUGGGACGUUCGGAAGACGCUUGAGUUGGAUGUGUGCAAGCCCAUCGUGGAGAACAGCCCGAGGGGACAAUUGAACGCCGACUUUUUGGCCAUGCGGGAUGGCGGGGGAGCGCCCACUGGCAGCAUUGAUCCUAGCAACAUUCCGUCUUUCGACGAAGUGUUCCAGCCACCAAAACCGGGGCCGUUUCAGACGGCCCUCGCCCACGUGGUGGUGAAGCGCCCCAUGCCGUCAAUCCUGAAGAACACAAAGUCGUCAGCAACCCAUUUCGGCGCGGAUGUGUUCUACCCAGUGGAUCCGGGAGACGCCGGGACCUCGGCCAAGAAAGUCCGGGGGCAGCGCGUGGUGGCGGCAGGGGGCCCGUUUCCGUUGGUGGCCUUCUCGCCCGGCUACUCGGGCGUGCCCGGCAACUUCAAGAGGACCCUCAGCCACCUGGCGUCCCAGGGUGUCGUCGUGAUAUCGCAGUACUCGACAUCUCAUCUUCGUGUCGACAUAAAUAGGAAGAAGAUGGAGGCAUGGACUAAGGACAUGGUGUACAUGCUGAAGUACUUGAUCGAGCAGGGCAACCACACAGAGUCAUUCCUGAGCAACGGUGUGGACGCGAGACGCACUGGCAUUGCAGGGCAUUCUUUCGGGGCUGGCAUGGCCAUCGCUGCAGCGGCACUGGCCAGGAACGAGUACGGCCUCAAUGUCACCGCCCUCAUGCCCAUAUCGGCAGCUUGUCUCAUCAUGGGCAACAGCUGCGAAAUGCCAUCAACGGCUGCCCCCAAGCUGCAUGGAAUAAAUGCCCUCUUCCUUGUGGGCACAAUGGACGAGAUCACACCCCCCAAGGCCUCAGAGUGGUUCCACAGCCAGAUGCCCAACGACACCUCUUCCAAGGUCGUGUACCUCCAGGGCGCCACCCACUGCAUGUUUGAGGCUGAGCCCAAGAUGUGGCCCAACAUGAACUCUGGGUGUGGAAGAGGCACCAUGUCGCCACAGGAGUCUGUGCGGAGAAUGCAGAUCGAGAUGGCCAAGUUCUUUGGCCAGCAUCUGCAAACCAGUUCCUGA
This is a messenger RNA of Ostreobium quekettii, 1578 nucleotides long. NCBI's taxonomy places the organism in Eukaryota, Viridiplantae, Chlorophyta, Ulvophyceae, Bryopsidales, Ostreobiaceae. The record is from the annotation of a GenBank genome assembly.